UUGUAAAUUAUCCCUUUAAUAUUUCCCGCCUUCCUUAACGGCUACGUAAGACUUGACUUGGGCUCACUUUUAAAUCGGGGCCCAAUUGACCUCUUUCCAAUCAAAACAAAUCUGAACCGUCCACGUCAUUCCUCCUCCCUCACAGACUCUCAAAAUCCAAAUCUCAGCACCCAAAUCUCCACCGUCUGAUAAAACAAAUUCAAUGCCUCAGAUUAACCCACAGCUCUCUCCUCUCUGCCUCCUCUUCCUCCUCCUCACCACCACCGCCUCCGCCGCACCGUCGUUUUUCAAAUCAUAUUCGCAGUACAAAAACGUGAUCUCACUCUCUCACUCUCUCUUCACACGCGUAUCGAAUCUACGCGCCGCUCGCGGCGACAUCGCCGGCGCAAAUCGCGCGAAGAUAAUCGCUGAGAAGCUGAAUAUAGGGUUCUGGGGCUCGACAUGGUCAUUAGGAUACGAUUAUGUGAAAAAUUACUCGUGGAGGGAUUUAAAUUACAAGGAUCUGUACGAUGUCGUUUCGGAGAUGAACGAGUUGGCUAGGGUUUUAGGUGAGUUGACUCGGGCUGAAUCGGAUGUGCAGAGAGCAUCGUGGAUCGCGAGAAAUUACAGUAGUUUAUUUCGGAUUGCUAAGUCUGUGUUACAAAGAUUACAUAAAGUGUUCAAUAAAACGGGGGCUUUUAAAGAAGUGGUGGAGACAUUGCAGAGGGAGGUGGUGGAUGGUGAAUUAUUAAAGGAUUGUAUUGAAUUGGGAAGCUACGAUUUGAAAGGUUUGAUUCAAAUUAUUAAAGAUUUAGCUUCGCAGUUUUAUUCUAGUUCUGAGAAUUAUAACUCUGAUCUAUGAUACUUCAACGUAAUUUUGUACACUCAAAACUCUUUAAUGUGUUUAUAUUUGCAAAUUUCUGAUGGAAUUGAUGCAUAUUGAGCUAAA
Molecule: messenger RNA, 928 nt
Organism: Mercurialis annua (annual mercury)
Lineage: Eukaryota; Viridiplantae; Streptophyta; Magnoliopsida; Malpighiales; Euphorbiaceae
Exons: 2
Coding region: 203-841 (212 amino acids)
Source: RefSeq, a predicted model, not a curated record